Messenger RNA from Purpureocillium takamizusanense, 1982 nucleotides. RefSeq lists its product as uncharacterized. Gene Ontology annotation, biological process: protein folding. NCBI's taxonomy places the organism in Eukaryota, Fungi, Ascomycota, Sordariomycetes, Hypocreales, Ophiocordycipitaceae. The record is from RefSeq and is a predicted model, not a curated record. The coding region runs from base 571 to 1461 and encodes 296 amino acids. The transcript has 5 exons. Gene Ontology annotation, cellular component: endoplasmic reticulum membrane.
CCACACCUCACCCUCCUCACUCCCGCUAUUUCCCACGCGAGAGACCUCGACCGCCUCCGCCCGCCCUCGCUCACCCGCCGCCCGAAUCUCUCUCUCCUCCCUCGUCUGCACCGACGCUCCCAGUAUCGCGACUCCUCGGCCGCGCGCGCAGACAGGGACCAUCACCGGCGCCGAAACAAACUCCGACGAGACGAAUUGGCUGCCCCGACGACCUGUCGCAGUUGGUGAGCGCCCCCGAACCGAGGCGAGGCCCCAGGACGGUCUGCGCGCCCACGCAACACCCGCCCCCUGAGCCACCAUCCUCGGAUCAGAGCCGUGCCGCCCACGCUCGCCGCCUGUCAGCAGAGGCGAAAGAGAGGGCGAGGAGGCACACGGACCGUCCAUCAUCGACAAUUGCGGUCAAACGAUCACCGCUCCUUCGUCUCCAUACGUGCGGUGUGCGUCGCCGUCAAUUGACAGCGCCAGCAUCGCAGGCCAGCGCCAAACCUCUACCUCUCUGAGCGAUUGCGCCCACCGCCCUUGGACGCGAUUGUUGCCACAGAAGCCGCGAGGUCACCAUAAGCGGCCAAAAUGGGGUCCACUCAAUUUGGCAAAUUCGAUUCCUUCUGCAGAGACUCGACUCUACCGGUUUGCAAUCUUCUCUCCACACCGAACCACGACCAGCAGGGACCAUGGGGCGGCUGUCAGUUGAAGGGCAUCCCGCUCAGCGGUGACCGUCACUUGGGGAACCUGGGCUCAAUAGUCCUCUGCGGCAUGGCUAUUGCUGCCUCAGUAUUCCUGUUGCUAAAGUCGGAGAAGAAGCGCGCUGCGGUUGGUCGACGGGAAAUGCAGCUAUUCCUCGUCGGUUACAUCAUCAUAAGCAUAUGCGAAAUCUUUUCUGUUGGCGUCUUCCCCAUCAGCAGGACUGUUCGAAUUGCCUUCUCCGCCAUUCAUAUCGGCAUGAUCAUUGCGACGACUUGGAUCCUUAUGCUCAAUGCCAUCGUUGGCUAUCAAUUAAUCGAUGAUGGCACGCUUCUAUCCAUGGGCCUAAUCACUGGCUCUGCGCUGGCCCUGCUUAUCGGCACAGGUUACAUUGCUCUCGACACGGGCUUUUCGUGGACCGGCUUCUGGGACAGCAGCUACCAACUCCCCAACAAAAAUAUCGCGCUCUACGUUUUGUACCAAUUGGUUCCCCUCAUCUUUCUGGUCGCAUUCUUCGUCCUCGAAACGAUUCUUGUUCUUCGCGUGCUCGGCGAGGUGCGUCCGAUGAUCUACCUCGGCGCCGCUGCCGUCCUGUUCGCCUUGGGGCAAAUCUUCAACUACGUCGUCAGCAAGUACAUUUGCGAGGGAACCAGUGGCAAGAUCGACGGCGCCAUGUUCGAAACGCUUUUCACGCUUCUGUCGGUCCUGGCGGUGUGGCUCUUCUGGUCCAGCAUCACCGAGGACGACUGGCCCAUGCAGGGCGGCGGCACAUACCCAUAAUCUGCGGGCCGCGCUGACUUGUUUUUUCAUGGACCCUUUCCACGGCGUUUCAGGGGAGGAAGCAUUUGCCGAAUUACUUUUUGUUUUGUUUUGCCCUAUUAAUGGCCCGCGACCCAUCGUCUUCGGAGCCCAACGACGGAUAUAUAUGUUUUGAUGGAGACGAGAGCCACCAUACGGAGAGGCCACCAAAAGGCGGCAUCGCUCGCCUGCCUGACAUCCUUUACCACCAGUAGAUCAGGCUGCGGCGAGACGUUCUUGGGUAAAUGGGGCGGGAGGCGUCCGCAGCUGCCACGGCCUUGGGUGAUGUUGACGCCGGCCGGUUGGUAGGUAGCAUGGCGGGCUGGCUUGAUGAAUAUUCGUGAUGGAGAGACGUCGAGGGAUGUCGAGACGUGCACAAACUUAUGAAUUCUUGCUUUCACAGGCCACGACUGGAGUGGACCGGCCUGUUGUACGGUAGUCAUUUAGACACGACUUCGUAGUAUACCCCGCGAUCUAGCAAAUAAUGCAUAUUGAAGUCGAAC